Stylophora pistillata is the source of this 1813-nucleotide messenger RNA. Its product is annotated as RYamide receptor. The record is from RefSeq and is a predicted model, not a curated record. Gene Ontology annotation, molecular function: G protein-coupled receptor activity. NCBI's taxonomy places the organism in Eukaryota, Metazoa, Cnidaria, Anthozoa, Scleractinia, Pocilloporidae. Gene Ontology annotation, biological process: G protein-coupled receptor signaling pathway. Gene Ontology annotation, cellular component: plasma membrane.
UCUCCAUUCGUCUUUCAACAGAAGUAAAAAUGAAUAACAGCGAUGUAACCUCAAAGUUACCUCAGCAACAGUCCGACGAUGGAGUCAAGGCCUUGAGCAAACUUCUUCCAAUUGCCAUAGCAAUAGUUCUGGCUAAUGGACUCGUGUUUGUCUUGUUUUACCGAUGUCCCCGUCUCCGCACUUCUUCAAACUAUGUGCUUCUUAGCCUGGCAAUUUGUGACUUCAGUACUGGCGCUUUCGCCAUUCCAUACUUCAUUGCUUAUAACUUUGAGAUUCUCCCAAAAGAAUUGCACUAUGGGACAUACGUUUCGCACACAUUACUGGCGGUUUCAGGUUCUUAUCACAUACUGGUUGUUACUGCGCUCAAGUACUUGGCAACUGUUAGCCCCCUGAAACACUACGUGGUGACGAAGAGAUUAGUUUUAAAAAUAGUGCUCGGAGUGUGGAUCAUUUCUACGGUUAUUGCUGUCAUUCCUCUUGCUUGGCAUGGUAAUGAAACAUCUGCAAGUUGUCACAUCAUUCACACUGCGCUUUGUCUUGUUGCAGUGUUCCUUUUUCCGUACGUAUUUAUGAUUUAUGCAUUCAUAGCCAUGUUCAGAGCGAUUACUAAAAGACAGCGACCAUCUUCGGUAGAGAGCAAUAAGCUGCGGAAGCAGAAGAAAAACCAAAGUGACCGGAGGUGCAUCUUGGUUUUCGCAACCAUGGCCAUCAUAUUUGUAUCUUGUUGGUUGCCUUAUUUUACCGCCAUGCUUUUAGUCGCCAUAGGAAUAGGAGAUUUAGAUUUUUUCUUAGAAGCAUGCAUGGUCAUUCGCUACAUCACAUCUUUCGCCAACCCUCUACUCUACACAUUUUUCAAACGCGACUUCUGGUCCGCCCUACGAAAUCUGUUGCAAAACAGGAGAAAAUUCAGUUUUUCCUAUCAAAAAAGUGAAUCCGAGUCUCUCAAUCUCACUAGCCGAUUAAGGGCAAGGUCACGCGUCAGCAAUAGAGGGUUGGUGUCACUCGAAGGAGAAAGACAAGAAUCAAGCUUGAUUCGCGAUGGAAACGUGACCUUCGGUGAGGAGAUAUUUCGUACAACCCGUGUUUGACUGCUGCUUGCAGUGCAUGAAUAGGGAACACAGACUUGGUUCUUCAUGUAAAAGGUGUCUUGUCUAAGAACACAGCACAAAUUAAUAAAUAAGCUGGACUGAUUCGUUUCAUCGUUACAGUAUAUAGUUUAAUUCAUUAAGCCGGUCGCAUUGAGAAGAUCACUUUUAGGUAUUGAUUAAAAGCCUGAUGUCCUUGUCAAGGCCAAUAGCACGUAAAAAAUGCCAAUGAAAAAGCACUUUGUUUGAUAUAAGUUUGUUUUCUUCAAGUGAUACUUAAUUCAGUGAAGGUAGAAACUGUGUUUAAAAGCGUUCUUAAGACAGUGUUUGCUACUCCAAGUAACCUCUGACGCGUGUCGAUAUAAACAAGUUUGGAUUAAAAUUUAAAAGUAUUUACUUUUAUCGUUAUCAUGUAUACGAAGACUACUCUAUAAAAAAUGGUUAAAUUCUAGGCUAUUAGAACGCAUUUCGAUUAUCAAUCGUUAAGGCAAAUCCAAAGGAAUUAUGGAUAAGUAAGUAAGUAAGUAAGUAAGUAAGUAAGUAAGUAAGUAAGCAAACUUUAUUUACACAGGGUAGCCCAUUCAACCCCAAGGCUGGUCUUCAUACGGGCCCUGUAUCUUAAAGAAUUGAUUUACAUUAAGAAUUUUCAUAAACUAUCACACUCAAAAGAGCCUAAUAAAAAUACAACAAUAGGAUUUAAGAACUAUAUUUCCAGCCUAGAAAAUACA